AAAAUAUAUCCCAAACAUGAAAAGAGAUGAUAUCGACUCAGCCAGGAGACAUCUAGCUGGGAAAUGGCGAUAUCGCUAAAAUUACUUCCUUCAUCACCACCCGCUCCUUCUCUCCCACCUUACACCAAACCCCACCACCAUAUUUUCCGACUAAACCACCGGUGUUUCACCAGUAUAUCCUACGCAACCUUCAAGAGCAACAGCUCUCUGCCGGAGACGGUUUGCCCUGUCCCGCCGGAGCAGCAGCCAGUUAACGAAUUCAAGGCCUUGUCGGAAUCAUUCCCCUUCUCUUGGGCCUCCGGCAACCUGACCGACUACAGCUCGCGGUUGUUCGUCACCGGAGCUUCGUUUGCGCUCUUAGUGGGCCUGCCCGUUCUGUGGUUCGGGUCGGUUGGACCCGAGUCGGACCCCUUGAAGCCGCUGUUGGGUGCUGCUUCUAGCGGGCUUAUCUUGGUCACUCUCGCUGUUGUGAGGAUGUAUCUGGGAUGGGCCUAUAUUGGCAACCGCUUGCUCAGUGCCACGGUUGAAUAUGAAGAGACUGGGUGGUAUGAUGGACAGGUUUGGGUGAAGACUCCUGAAAUGUUAGCACGCGACCGGCUCUUGGGUUCAUUUUCUGUCAAGCCAGUCCUCGUUAGAUUAAAGAACACCUUUGUGGUUCUUGCAACUUCUUUAGUUCUAUGUGCUGGCCUUCUUAUAUAUGGUGAGAGCACCCAAAGGGUCAUCCCUUCAUCGGCUGCUCAAGAAGUUGGUGAUAGAUCUUUUCUUCCCCGUGUUUACAGUGAUGAGUCUGCAAAGUUCUUUGAGCCAGACAUAUUUCAUAGUGAACCUGACCUUAAUUAGUUCAUAGCAGCCUAGCAGGAUCACCCCCACUUGUUAAAUAGUUGUUUGUAAAUGGCAGUACUCAUGUUUCAAUCUCUUUUGUAUUGAGAUUCAACCUAUUUUUUAUCCACUCUUUACUGAAGAAAAGUGAUGAAACCUGUGGACCUACUAUAGAAUCAAAUGAGAUGUAAUUUUAUCAUCCAUGGUAUAGGGAACUUAUGCCUUGGAUCCAUACUCCUUAUUCUUGUUUGAGGUGUGAACUUUUUAAUUUUUUUAAUUGUAAUUAUUUUUGGCUCAAAUGGACAUUGCAGUACAAAUGGUGGCUCAAAUGGACAUUACAUUACAUUACAGUUCAAUGUCCUAUACAUUUGUUCCAUUGCAACUUUAUGCUUUUCAUCAUGCUAUCAUUCCAUAU
Cuscuta epithymum is the source of this 1234-nucleotide messenger RNA. The record is from the annotation of a GenBank genome assembly. NCBI's taxonomy places the organism in Eukaryota, Viridiplantae, Streptophyta, Magnoliopsida, Solanales, Convolvulaceae.